This is a messenger RNA of Penicillium malachiteum, 1194 nucleotides long. RefSeq names its product ACL4 family protein. NCBI's taxonomy places the organism in Eukaryota, Fungi, Ascomycota, Eurotiomycetes, Eurotiales, Aspergillaceae. Gene Ontology annotation, molecular function: protein binding. The transcript is spliced from 2 exons. The coding region runs from base 1 to 1194 and encodes 397 amino acids. The record is from RefSeq and is a predicted model, not a curated record.
AUGGGAAAACCUAGACCGCAAAAAAAGAAGUCAUCCAAGUCCCGCGCAAAGUCCGUCCUCGGCCCUGGUGGCUCAAUCUCGAAACAAAAAAUGGCUCAAAGUCCCUCCGAAUUACUCGAUCAAGCCACGAUCCUCCUCCAAACAGGACGUGUUGAAGAAGCUCUGGGAAAUGCACAGCAGGCUCUAGACCUUACAGCCGGCAACGGCAAUGCACAGCUACCGGCAUUGAAUCUACUUGGUGAGAUCAAUGUUGAGCUGGGUGAGAUCGAGACUGCUAGAGAAUACCUUUUACGUGCUGUUAAGCUAGACCCCAAUGGCUCAAUUCCUGAGUCCGAGGGUGGUGGCGCGGAGAAAUUUAUGUGGCUUGCCCAAUUGAGCGAGCAAGGUGGAGUGGAUAGUGUCCAGUGGUUCGAAAAGGGUGUUGUUUCUCUGCGACAGACCAUACAGUCGUUAGAAGGCAAGACUGGUGCGGAGGAUGUCGCCAACUCCGUUGAGAAGAAGGCCAAGCUGUCAAACGCACUCUGUGCUGUUUCUGAAAUCUAUAUGACUGAUCUUUCUUGGGCAGAGGAUGCAGAGGCUCGAUGUGAGGCGCUUAUUACUGAGGCUAUCACUGUUACACCCGAAGCCCCCGAAGUCCUGCAGACUCUCGCAUCCAUCCGGAUCUCACAAUUGCGAACCGAAGAUGCGCAAGCCGCGCUGAAGAAGAGUGUCAGUCUGUGGAAGGAUCUUAGCCCAGAGGACCCCAAAGUUCCGGACUUUGCGACAAGAAUCAGUCUUGCGCGACUUCUCAUGGAAGUCACAUUAGAGUUUGAGGCUCUGGAAGUCCUUGAGCGAUUGAUCCUUGAGGACGACCAGAGUGUGGAGGCAUGGUACCUCGGUGGCUGGUGUCUCUACCUGCUGGCGGAAAAGCAACAGGCACCAAAGGACAUCCAAGAUGAUGAAACUGAGUCGCCGCGACAUGCUUCCCUUAUUGCCAGUCGCGAAUGGCUUAAGCAGAGCUUGAAACUAUUCGACGUAUUGCAAUAUGAGGAUGAGCGUCUCCGAGACCAUGCCUUAGAACUUAUUCAGGGAAUGGUUCAGGAAAUUGGAGAAGAUAUGGAUGAUGAUAGCGACGAGGGAGAGGGUGAAGACUACGAAGAUGGAGAGAUUGAGGUGGAAUCGGAUGAUGAGGACCAGGAAAUGGCCGAUUCAUAA